UUGUUUGAUCAAUGGAUGUCGUUUUCGGGUCAGUAGAAAGUAAUCGGCAGUCCGGUCAAUUCGCAGUUCGGACACUCCUGCAACGUACCUACAGACUACAGGACAUAUAGCGCCCGUUUCCGUACGGUUUAAAAUACUACCCCGACGACGUCGACGACAACAAACACAAACGACAACACUGCACCAGUUGCAUUGGCGCAUUAUCAUUAUUCGAUCGGCGUCGUAAUACUAUUAUCACCCACACCAGAUGGCUACAAUAUAAACGAUAUACAAUAUCAACUAUUUUAUCUCGUGUCUUACAAAUUAUUCUGGCGUGUCCUGACCGAACCAGUCUCGCCAAUCUUUUACGUUUUUUCGUUUUCACACUGCUCGUAGUUCCGGCACAUCGCAAUCCCCACUACUGACGAUGGCUUAUUUCACGCGCAGUCAUCGUAAUAAAUGUACGAGUACUGAGUAGUACGACACCAGAACUUCAUCCGUUUGCAUCCGGCUCUGUGUCCCAUCAACGUCUAUUAAACGUCGAAUAACAAAUUCCUUGUGUUAGUUCUUCUAUUACAAAGAAGCACACCACCAUGCCUGCUGGUAUAGAAAACGUCGAUGAAGCGAAUCGUCACCCACAGCCGCCAACGAUGACGCUGGAAGGAAGGAAACCAGUUCUCAUUCAGCCCAUUGAAAAUGAAAAUGUCGUAAUAGAAGCUAUGGACUCGGAAGAUGAAAACGAUUUUGACUUCGGUUUUUAUGAUGGAAUGGAACUAGAAAAAAUUCUUGGACUCACGAAAAAUAACGGAAAACUUUUCUUUUUAAUUAAGUGGAAAAAUCAAGUAUCCGCAGAUUUGGUGCCUAAACAAUUAAUUCAUGAGAGAUAUCCACAGUUAACUAUUGCGUAUUACGAGAGCAUAUUCCGGUUUACUGAUACAUAAACCGAGGAUUAAUUUCUUUUUUUCAUAUUUUUUUUCAUAUUCUUUUAUGUACAAUCAAUGAAUAAUAUGGUUUUAAUAUUUAUAGAUUAUCCAUUAUAGUUUUGUCUGUAAAUAAUAGAAGAAUAUUCUUUUAUUAAUUAUGUCAAUGCCAUUAUUGUUUAUAAUAAUUAUAAUAUUAUUUAAUUAAUUACCUAAAUAUAUAUAAACAUAUAGUAUAA
Rhopalosiphum padi (bird cherry-oat aphid) is the source of this 1138-nucleotide messenger RNA. Its product is annotated as chromobox protein homolog 1-like. Gene Ontology annotation, cellular component: nucleus. The transcript is spliced from 3 exons. Lineage: Eukaryota; Metazoa; Arthropoda; Insecta; Hemiptera; Aphididae. The record is from RefSeq and is a predicted model, not a curated record. Bases 573 to 920 code for a protein of 115 amino acids.